AUGCCUUUUAUACGACGAUUCAUUACCACCCCUGCGAGGGGAUGGGAACAGAUACCCACAUUUAUUACUUUUGUCAGCGGAAAAAUGAAUUUACGCACCGCUUAUCUUGAUUUUAUGAAUGUUAAAAACCAGCAAUAUGAAAACUUCCAUGUGGAACAGAAGGGCUAUGAUCAGAUGUACGAUGGCGAAGAUCUGGAAACACCACCGUCACCCGAAAGACCACCUCCACGACACAUAGACAAAUAUGUUCGCGCGGAAUGCCCCUGCCUUACCGCUCGAUAUACUGUGGCUCUGCUGGCAUGUUUCGGGUUCAGCAUCAUGUUUGGAAUGAGGUGCAACAUGAGUAUGGCCAAACUUAAAAUGACGGAAAAGCAUAAUACAUCAAGCGGAGUAAGAGAAGAUACACCCUUCAACUGGAGUGUGAGUGUUGAAUCAUCUAUUGACUCAUCCUAUUUCGCUGGGUACCUGAUAACACAGGUGCCUGGAGGGUACCUGGCGUCCAUGUAUCCAGCUAACAGGAUCUUUGGAGCGGCGAUAUUUGCGUCCGCCAUUUUCAACAUGGCUAUUCCUGGAGCGAUGUCUUUGGGACCAGCAGCUGUUGUUAUGUUAAAAGUUGCCCAGGGUUUUGUCGAGGGUGUGACUUACCCCUCUUGCCACGGAAUUUGGAGGAUGUGGGCUCCACCUAUGGAAAGAUCGAGACUCGCAACAUUAGCCUUCUGCGGUACCUACGCGGGUAUUGUCAUAGGAAUGCCACUGUCUGGUGUUCUCACAGAUUACAUCUCGUACUUCCUUUGGUUGUGGCUUGUGUUUGAGCGACCUAGCAAGCAUCCUCACAUCUCAGGUAAAGAGUUAGCUUAUAUUGAGCAAUCAUUGGGUACCGCGUCUCAAGCUGCCAUGCCUGGAUUCUGGUCUACACCUUGGAAGGAGUUUGCUACGUCAACACCGGUGUACGCCAUCAUCGUGGCCAACUUCUGUAGGACCUGGAACUUCUGCUUAUUGGUAAUCUUCCAGUCGGCAUAUUUCAACACACGAUUUAAUAUGCAAAUUACUGAGUCUGGUUUUGUCGGUGCCAUACCUCACUUGAUCAUGACAUCCCUUGUGCCCAUCGGGGGGAUGAUGGCGGAUUAUCUUCGCAAAAACAAUAUAAUGACUACAACUAAUGUGAGGAAACUUUUCAACUGCGGAGGUUUUGGACUGGAGGCGUUUUUCUUUGUUCUCGUCGCGUAUGCUGAUAACAAAUACGUUGCAACGAUAGAACUGACACUCGGGGUAGCGUGCAGUGGAUUCGCAAUUUCUGGAUACAAUGUGAAUCAUUUGGACAUCGCACCACGAUAUGCGUCUAUUUUGAUGGGACUUUCCAAUGGUAUCGGUACUAUAGCUGGCUUCGUGGUUCCAAUUGUGAUUGAUUAUAUGACACAGGAAAAGGAUAAAUUAGAAAAGGCCAUAACGGAAUGGCGCGAAGUAUUCCUGAUGGGGGCGACAGUACACUUUAUAGGCAUCACGAUUUACGGUAUAUUUGCUUCCGGAGAGCUGCAGCCUUGGGCGGAUCCCCCACCAACAGCCUAUGAUGCCCCCAUGAAACCUAUAUCAGACCAGGAAACAACAUUUUCGGAACAGCCUUCAGCCCCACUGAAGGGCUCAGAGCCGCCAGCAUACGGUGCCAUUGCGCCGCCUCGCCCACCCGCGCCCCAACAGCAUGUCCCCAAUAAUCCAUUUGUUUCCGGGGCUUUGUACCAAGCUGAACCUAUACAGCCUCCAGCGGAGUCCUACCAGGAUCUGACUGAUGAUGGCACAUAUUAA
Messenger RNA from Pieris macdunnoughi, 1800 nucleotides. NCBI's taxonomy places the organism in Eukaryota, Metazoa, Arthropoda, Insecta, Lepidoptera, Pieridae. The record is from the annotation of a GenBank genome assembly.